This is a messenger RNA of Trichoderma atroviride IMI 206040, 1461 nucleotides long. RefSeq lists its product as uncharacterized. NCBI's taxonomy places the organism in Eukaryota, Fungi, Ascomycota, Sordariomycetes, Hypocreales, Hypocreaceae. Gene Ontology annotation, molecular function: N-acetylgalactosaminide beta-1,3-galactosyltransferase activity. The record is from RefSeq and is a predicted model, not a curated record.
AUGGCAUUGGUCAUCACCGUAGAGCGGUUGGCACUGUCAUGCACCGACGGGAUUCACUGCCGAGGAGCGCACCAUGUGGCGAAAAGGCCAGAAGCAUUCAAGCACGAUGUCUUUCGGCAGACCGAUAGAGAGCCGGGAUUCUUGUCCAUUGAGGCACCUAGCAAUAUCCUGGCAACUGAGUCUGUCCCCGACUCGGCUGGUCGAUCAAAAAGUGCGCCCGAGUCCGAUUGCGCGCAGUUCCCCGACACCUCAAAGAUCCUGCUGGUCAUGAAAACAGGAGCUUCUGAAGCCUUUUCGAAAGUGCCAGCCCAGUUGACAACGAAUCUGAAAUGCUUGCCCGAGUUCCUCAUCUUCAGCGAUAUGGAACAAGAGAUUGGAGGACACAAAAUCUACGACAGCCUCGACACAGUCUUGGAUCCGGUGAAGACGAGUAACCAAGAUUUUGAUGCUUAUUUUCGACAACGUCAAUGUGCGGUCGAUCAAGAAAGCUGCAACCGGAACAUGGAUUUCAAACAAGAAGGAUGGGACUUGGACAAGUACAAGAAUAUCCAUAUUGCGGAAAAGGCGUUCAACACGAGACCCAACUAUGACUGGUAUUUGUUUGUUGAUGCCGGCGCCUAUGUGGUGUGGCCAACAAUGGUGCGUUGGUUAGAACAAUUGGAUCAUAAUGAUCCCAUGUAUAUCGGCAGCAAAACAUGGGUAGGCAACUCCCCUUUCGGCGACGGGGGCAGCGGCUACGUCGUCUCUAAUAGAGCCAUGCGCGACUUCUUUGAGGAUGAGCAUAAUGUGGCCAACCGAUGGGACGAAGCUACAAAACGCCAUUGCUGUGGCGAUCUCAUGUUUGCAAAAGCAUUGAAAGAGGCCACAGGUAUCAGCGUGAAUGACACGUGGCCAACAACAAAUGCAGAGAAGCCGUUUACCAUUCAUUAUUCUAGCAAGCAGUGGUGCCAACCCAUCGCAACCAUGAACCAUCUAGGAAGCGAGGAAUUGUCUACGUUGUGCGCUUUUGAACGAGAGCAAAAGUUCGCCUCCCCUAUGCGUAUCAGGGACCUCUACCAUCACUUCGUGGCACCGCGACUUGUGCCUAUUCGGCCAGACUGGGAUAAUUUGAGCGACGAUGUCUUUUACUUGGACAUUUCGGAAAAUUCACAUGACCAUUAUCAGCUCCGAAAGGCGAAACUAGAAGGCUUGUCGCCUCUUGAGAAGUCAGCCCACUUGAGCUUCGACAGUUGUCAACGAGCUUGCCAAGUUGAUUCAGCCUGUCUGCAGUAUAGAUAUCACGACGGCAUCUGUGGAUUCAGCCGGACAAUCAAGCACGGCCUUCCGAAACCGAAAACAAAUCAAAUGUCUGACCGGUGGAUGAGCGGAUGGGACGUCGACAAGAUUCAAGCAUGGGUGCAGGAGCACGAUGACUGCGGUGAUGAGAUUCAGUGGCCCCUGGUCCAGACGCCGCAGCUUUGA